Cuscuta europaea is the source of this 1469-nucleotide messenger RNA. Lineage: Eukaryota; Viridiplantae; Streptophyta; Magnoliopsida; Solanales; Convolvulaceae. The record is from the annotation of a GenBank genome assembly.
GACAAAGCUGACUGGUGAGGAGGGCAGUGGGUACUUUUCUUUCAUUUCAUCUCUCCAGGGAUCUAUAUAUUAUUUGAUUUAAUCCCUCUUUUUUUAAUGUCAAAUCUCAUUCAAGAAUAUAGGGUUUUCUUACAACUUCAUUAAUUAUAUAUAGUCUUGGAACUAUAGAAAAAGGGGGAAAUAAUUAAAUCGAUAAACUCCAUCCAAAAUGGAAGUGGAGAAGGUUGUUUCUGUGCUUUCUCGCACUGGGAGGGAUUUGCAGAGGUAUAACGUCGAUGGCUGUCGCCAAGUAGUUGGCUGCAUUCCGUACAGAUACAGAAAAGAAACCCAAUCCAAAGCAAUUGAUGAUUUGGAGUUUCUUCUGGUCAGCUCGCAGAGAUGCCCUAGAAUGAUGUUCCCAAAGGGUGGUUGGGAAGAAGAUGAAUCAUUGGAAGAAGCAGCUCAUAGAGAGACCUUUGAGGAAGCUGGGGUUUGUGGAAAUAUUGGGAUUUGUCUAGGGUCAUGGUACUUUAAGAGCAAAAGCAAAGGCACAUUUCAUGAAGGGUUCAUGCUGCCAUUGUUUGUGACCGAUGAGAUGGACCAUUGGCCCGAAGAAAAUAUGCGCAAACGCCUAUGGGUCUCAUAUAGAGAAGCAAUGGAGUUGUGCUUCCAUCCUUGGAUGAAAGAAGCUCUGGAUUGCUUUAUCUCUCAGCUCAACCUGUCCCAAAGAGAAACAACAAUGAUGAAUUCGAACAACACACUAUCCAUGGAGACACCCAACACAAAAGAAGAAGAAGAAGAAGAAGAGCCAAGAAUGUGCCUUUCUUCUUCUACAUCUCAAAGCUUGCAAGCAAAGCACGGCGGCGGCGGCGGCGGAAUCUUGAUAUCGGAGGAACGUAGGAUUGUUGAAACCUCCAGGACCAUGUACUCAUUACAGUUGUCGUUGAUCACUGAGGUUAAAUCCUUGAGCAAUAUCGCUCUUUGUCUUCAGAGAAUGUUUGCAGAGCUUAUGAGACUCUUUGACCCGCCAUGGCUUGGCCUGGUGGCUCAAGGAUUGAAGGUAGCCGGCGAAAGACCGACAAGAACCACAACAACCUCGGAUGAACUAUCCGACGACCCUACCACGACUGGAUCGUUGACCGUUAUUAAUAAUAAUAAUUAUAGUAAUAAUAAUUAAGUAAGGAUGGAUAGAUGUAAUGGUAUAAGACUAUCCCAGUUCGAGCUAAUUAAUUAUGUGCAAAAGCCAUAGAGAUUAGCCCGGGAAUUGUGGAUUUGUGCACAAAUUUAGAUCAUUAUAUUAGUCCGUAUACAUUAAUUAGUGAUGGAUGUAUGCGUGUGUACAAAGUUGUGUAAUUUGAUAGCUCUCACAAUAGUCUCUCUGAAUUGAAAAUCUCUAUCCUAGCUACUAUGAUGAGUAUAUGAAUUUUCCCUCACUAUGAAUUAUUUUCACAAUAAACUUCACAUAUUGUAAUUAGACUACAUCUUUAAUU